GGCCUGGACGCCCUCGGCGCCUUCGAGAUCCCGGUGGACGCCCGCGCGUCUCAGUUGCAGAGGCGGCUGCAGGCGAACCUGCAGGUCCCGCCGGCGCGGCAGCUGCUCCUGUCGCCGGGCAGCGGGGGCUGGAGGCUGUUGCUGCCCAGCGCGCGCAUUGCCGACCAUGUCUACUCGCCUGGCAGCGGCUCAGGCGGGGCGUGCUACCUGGCCACCAGCGUGGUCAAGGAGUGCCCC
Molecule: messenger RNA, 237 nt
Organism: Prorocentrum cordatum
Lineage: Eukaryota; Dinophyceae; Prorocentrales; Prorocentraceae
Source: the annotation of a GenBank genome assembly